Molecule: messenger RNA, 1711 nt
Organism: Phragmites australis (common reed)
Lineage: Eukaryota; Viridiplantae; Streptophyta; Magnoliopsida; Poales; Poaceae
Product: myb-related protein Zm38-like
Exons: 3
Coding region: 341-1396 (351 amino acids)
Biological process (GO): regulation of stomatal movement
Source: RefSeq, a predicted model, not a curated record
ACAACCUUUGCUGCUCGGAGCAAAGGUGGACGAAGCAAUCAGGAGAAAGGAAAGGAGAGCUGAAAAGCGGAGGGGAGGAGGAGAAGGAGGAAGACGGAGCUAGUAUACUAGCUAGCUCACACUCUCUACAGUCUACAGUACCAUUGGCACCAUACUUGAGAGUUGAGACUUAAUUUGAGAGCGACCUCCCGCCCGAGCUCUCUUUUAUAACUCACCUUCUUCUUCCCCGGCAAGGCCAUAUAUACUCCUCGCCACAUUUGUCGUCGUCUUCACUUCGUUCUCUCAGGAACGGCUGCACCGUUGAGCUCAGCUAGCUCCUUUGCGCGGCAGCUCGGGUGUCAUGGCGAGGCGGACGAGCGGCCCCAAGAAGAAGUUGAGGAGAGGCCUCUGGUCGCCCGAGGAGGAUGGCAAGCUGAUGAACCACAUUGCCAAGUAUGGCCAUGGCUGUUGGAGUUCUGUCCCCAAGAUAGCAGGACUCGAGAGGUGUGGGAAGAGCUGCAGGCUGAGGUGGAUCAACUACCUCAAGCCGGGCCUCAAGAGGGGCGCAUUCUCGCAGGAAGAGGAAGACCUCGUCAUAUAUCUCCAUUCCAUGCUGGGCAACAAGUGGUCUCAGAUUGCCGCGCAGCUGCCGGGGCGGACGGACAACGAGGUCAAGAAUUUCUGGAACUCGCACAUCAAGAAGAAGCUCCGCCAGCGCGGCAUCGACCCGGCCACACACAAGCCGCUGGCAGAAGCCAGCAGCGGCCGCGGCGCCGCCACAGCAGCCAGCCGCACGGCCGUGUUCAGCGACGCCGAGCUCAUCCUGUCCUCCGCGGGCCAGCACAUGCCGCCGCCACUGACGGCGGAAAGCUACGUGUAUAGCCGCAGCAGCGCCGACGGCGGCGCGAGCACGCACGGCGGAGGGGUCAGCGGCGCCUGCAGCGACGGAUCCAUGUGGCUGUCGGGGUACAACCAGACCGCAGACUUCGCUGCAGGCUACAUGGACCCAGACGCGCUUCACUUCGGCCCCUCCGGUGUCCCGGCGGUCGUUCUCCCGUCGGUGUCGAGCUCCAGCACGCUGAACUCGAUGGCUGGCCUAAGCCCCGCGGCCACCACCACUACCACGGCUACAGACGAACAGUGCAACGCCAACAGCAGCAGCAACGGGUUCGAGUCGACGCUGAGCUGCAGUGCCACGCCCACCAUCCAUCUGCCGUGGCUGGAGCUGGGCACGAGUAGUAGCUGCGCCGCCGCCGGUGUCGACCACUACGGCGCGGCGCUGGACGAGCUCAAGUGGUCCGACUACGUGUUCGACAGCUACGGUGGGCAGUACCAGCAGGGACAGUGCAUCUACGGCGACAGCAAGGACGCCGUGCAGUUCGACGCGCACGGGCUCGGUAGCUGGUGCUUGAAUUGAGCCAGCGCACACGGCGGCGCGAGCCAUUAAUCACCCCGGCCGUGCUGAUCAGCUCGACAAUUAAUUAUACGUGUGCAUGUUCUCGUACGUACGUACGUACGUAUUGAUAGCUAAUGUUUGGCGAGGUUUUGGUUUGUAAAUUUCUUCUUCGAUUCUUGUGGAUGAUCGGGCUUGCGUUGCGUGUUAAUUUGCCGGUUUCGACAUGUAAAGUGCAUACGGUGAUGGUGAUAACGAAACAGAAAGGUAUAUAGAUACAUAUAUGAUGAGAGAGGUGUUUACUUAAAUUGCAAAUAAAGAGUGGUGAUUGGUCGGUAA